AUGCAGACGGAAGGCAGCAGUGCGCCGAAGCGCUCCCGGCGGGCCCGGCGGCGGGCGAAGUCCAGCAAUGAGGCGGCAGCAGCAGCAGCGGCAGCAGCAGCAGCACCUGCUGCAGCAGCAGGCCCCGCAGCAGCUGCAGCAGCAGCACCAGCAGCAGCUGCAGCAGCAGCCCCAGCAGCAGCAGCCCCAGCAGCGCUGUCCCUGAGGUGCGCAGGCCCCGCUGCUGGCCCUCCCGCCGGCCCAGGGGCCCCCGAGGCCCCCAAGCCGGAAGAAGCUGUGGGGAGAGAAAGCGCUGCUGCUGCUGCUGCUGCUGCUGCUGCUGCUGCUGCUCCGAGUUUGCUGCCGAUGGUGGCGACGCCGCUGGCGCGGCGCUUGCUGCAGAAGCUGCAGUGGGCCUACGAGGCGCAGCGCAGCGGCGUGAGGCCCCCCGUGCUGCUGCACGGAUUUCCGGGCAGCGGCAAAAGCUCUUAUGUGCGCUGGCUGGCCCACUUGGCUGGGCUAAAGGAGCCCCCUGUGAGUUUAUUUCUGGACCAGCAGACGGAAGCAAAGGACCUCGUUGGGACUUGGGUCUGCGGCCGCCGCGCGGGGGAGUUUGAGUGGCAAGAGGGCAUUUUGCUGCGCUGCGUCCGCCAGGGCCGCUGGGUGGUAAUAGAGCAGCUGCAGCAGCUGGCUCAGGACGUGCAUGCGCUGCUGCAUGCGUUGGCAGCAACGGGAGUUCUCACAGUUCACGAGCAGCAGCAGCAAAUCAAAGCUCACCCCAACUUCGCCCUCUUCGCGACGCUCGCUGCAGCGCCGCCGUUGCUGCGCCCGCCUGCUGGCCGCGCAGCAGCAGCAGCAGCAGCAGCAGCAGCAGCAGCAGCAACAGAGGAGACGUUGGAUGUCUCCUUGACGGCGCCGCCCCCCCGCCUGCCGCCGCUGCUGGCCUCUUGGGUGCUGCUGCAUGUGCCUUCUCCCUCAGCAGCAGAUGUUUUGCAAAUAGUGAAGACUGUGUUUCCUUUUGUGUCCCCUGCUGCGCACGCGCUGCAGCGGGCCUUCCGUGCUGCAGCAGCAGCAGCAGCAGCAGGUCUCUCACGGCCGGGGCAGCCGCCGCCCAGGGCUGUGCGGCUGCCGCAGCUGCGGGACUUCCUGAAGCUCUGCAGGCGGCUCGACAAGCUCGCGAGAAGCAGCAGCAGCAGCAGCAGCAGCAGCAGCAGCAGCAUGUUUGAGGGCUACUUGACGGACGGCGUGAAGCUGCGCAUUGUGGAAGAAGCCGCAACUGUGCUGCUGGGCCACCUGAGCGACCGGCUGCUGCGGCUGCGUGCUGCUGCUGCCUUUGGCCGCGAGUGGGGUGUCAGUGAAGAACAAGUGGAGGCCCUUUUGUUUGGCCAGAGGCCCACAGUCACUGACACGCCGGAGGCCUUAAGUGUGGGGCCCUACCUCUUGCCGAAGCUUUGCAGGCCGGCGCCGGCGGCCUGUGCAGCCCCCGAGGACGUCUUCGCCGCAGCAGCAGCAGAGCCGGCAGCAGCAGCAGCAGCAGCAGCGGGGGAGCCUGCUGCUGCUGCUGCUGCUGCUGCUGCUGCUGCCGGCAAGGCAGGAGGCUCUGGCUGGCUCACGGGGCAGCAGCUGCGGCUGGUGCAGCAGGCUGCGGGGGCGCUGCUGGCUGGAGAGCCGCUGCUGCUGGUGGGCGACACCGGCGCAGGCAAAACCUUCAUAGUGUCUUACUUGGCGCAGCAGCUGGGGGUGGGGUUGGUGGUGAUAAAUCUGCACCAGCAAAGUGAAGGCGAGGACUUGCUGGGCCGCUGGGUCCCCAGGCACCCCCCGCAGGAGGCUGCUGGGCUUUGGCGGCAGCUGCUGCGCAUUGGCGAGCUCAUGCUGGGGCCCCUGGGCCAGGAGGGGCCCCCGCAAGGGGCCGAAGCAGCAGCAGCAGCAGCAGCUGCUGCAGCGGCUGCUGCAGCUGCUGCAGGUCAAAAGUCAGGGAGGGAUGGGGAGGGGGAUGGCCCUCAGGCGAAAAAACGGAAGCAGCAAACUGAGACGGGCAACAGCAUUAUAGAGGCAUCUAGGCAAAUGCUGCUGCAGGCACGGAGAAUUGGCUCGCGGCUGCUGCAGCGGGAGGCAUAUGUGGCGCUGCUGCGGCUGGCCGCAGCAGCAAACACUGCCCUGCUGCAGCUGCUUAGGAAGCGGGGAGAUAUGCUGCCUGUCGUGCGGACGCCGCAGCAGCAGCAGCAGCAGCAGCAGCAGCGUGCAACAGCAGGUGAGCUGCUGGCGCGCUGCACUGAGCUGCAAACUUCUGUGUCAACUCUACUUGAAGAUCCAGCCCUGGCGGACUGCAGCGCAGCGACUCCUCGCAAGUUUGAGUCUUUGUUGGAUGCAUGCGGCUUGAGGGGCUUCUUGCCGCGGAGCGGGGGCUGCGGAGCAGCAGCAGCAGAGGCAGCAGCAGAAGGAGCAGCAGCAGCACCCGGCGCAGAAGCAGCAGCAGCACACCCGAGACGCCGCUGUCAGCUGCACUUCGCCUUCACAGAGGGGCCUCUUGUUGAAGCCGUGAGAACGGGACAGUGGCUUCUGCUGGAUGAAAUCAACUUGGCUCCUCCCGACUUGCUGCAGCGGCUGCUGGGGCUGCUGGACGAGCCUGAGGAGCCGCUGCUGGUGCUGGAGGGGGGCAAGCCGCGCCGGGUGUACAGACACCCCAACUUCCGAGUCUUCGCCUGCAUGAACCCGCCCACCCUCGCGCCCCCUCUCCGACUCGCAGAACACAAGCUGGAGUUCGAAGACGAGAACGAACCGCCCUCUGCAGACGGCCCUGACCAGCAGCAGCAGCAGCAGCAGCAGCAGCAGCAGCAGAGGGCUAAGGCGGCGUCUGCAGAAGGGUCUGCGGCUGUGGGCAAGCGGGAGCUUCCGGCUGAAGUGCGGCAGCGGUUCACAGAGCUGUUUGUGGACGACACAGACGGGCUAGAGGACAUAACAACAAUAGUGGAUGCGCACUUGCGGCCUUUGAGCGCCGACCCUCCCUCUCGCCUUGUGGCUGAGGUGUACAUACACCUGAGGUACUUGGCAGAGGCAGGGCAGAUCCUAGAUGGCAACAACAAAACUCCUUGCUACUCUCUGAGAACCUUAUCUAGAGCUUUACAGCACGCAGCAGCCGUGGCCCAGCGCCGGCUUCGCCCGCUGCAGCUACGUGCUGCACUAAGGGAGGGCUUUGCUGCUCUCUUCGGCUCUUCGCUGAGCCCCCACAGCGCGUCCAGAGUCGAAGAAGUCCUGGCGAAAGCGCUGAAGGAGCCGCGGCUCCAGAGGCCUACAGGGAGUGCGGCAUGCAGUGUAGAUAGGGCAGCCUCACAAGCUGCACGAGGUGUGGGAGCUGCUGCUCCGCCCCUGGAUCUGCAGCUGCUGCCCACGCCGCCUGGAGAACACCCCCAAGUUUCCAUUGAGGGCUUUAUUGUGCGCAGAGGUGACGAGCCGAUAGCUGUAGAGACACUGAAGAAGAGUUUCGUAAUGACGCCGCGGUCUGCGGUGUACGUACGCCGUGUGGCUCGGCUGCUGAGCGGCAGCCGCUGCGCGUUGCUGCUGGAGGGCCCCACAUCUUGCGGAAAGACAUCUUUGGUGUCUUUUCUGGCGGCUGCUACUGGGCACAAAUGCGUGAGAAUAAACAAUCACGAAAAUACUGACAUUCAGGAGUACGUUGGCAGCUACGCCCCAGACCCACACGGCAGACUUGUCUUCACAGAGGGGCCGCUGACUCUGGCGGUGCGCCACGGCUGGUGGGUUCUGAUUGACGAGCUGAACCUCGCGCCCUCCGAAGUCCUAGAGGCUCUCAACCGUCUCUUAGACAACAACCGCGAGCUGGUCUUGACCACAACUGGCGAAGUCAUAAAAGCCCACAGCGACUUCCAGCUGUUCGGGACUCAGAAUCCAGCGGGUCUUGGGGUUUACGGGGGCCGCAAGAUGCUGAGCAAGGCCUUAGCCAAUCGUUUUUUGCAGCUGGAGAUUGAGGAGUUGGGCGAAGACGACCUCCGACUCAUUCUCAUGAACAAAUGCAAACUCCCCUCUUCCAGGGCAGAGCCCAUGCUGCGCGUCUACAGGGACCUGCAGCAAAGAAGAGCCAACAGCUCAGUGUUUUUCGGCUCUCAUGGUUUCAUGACCAUCCGCGACUUAAUUAGGUGGGGACGGCGCGUGGGGAACUCUCCUUUCCAGGAGCUCCUUCAUAACCAGCAGCAAAACCAGAAGCAGCAGCAGCAGCAGCAGCAGGAGGUUCGUGAGUACGCACCCACGUCGCUGGAGGAGGUCGCGCUGGAGGGGUGGCUGCUUGUGGGUGAGCGGCUGCGCACUGAGGAGGAGAGGGCCACAGUGCGCCAGUCUUUAGAAAAACACUGUCUCAACUCAACUCCAGCAAAGCCUAAACAGUUGCUUGUGGAUUAUGCAACGGAUCCAUAUGUUGCUGCCUUCCGCCGACUGCUGGACAGAAAGAUUGAGUGCUGCAUGCAGCAGCAGGCUGCGGCUGCUGCAGCUGCUGCGGAAGCAGCUGCUGCAGCACAGAGAGCGGCUGCGCUUGACGCCGGCCCGGAAAGGGAACGAUUGGAAGCCGAGGCUGCUGCAGCUGCCUCAGAAGCAGCAGCUGCAGCAGCAGCUGCAGAGCUUCCCCCUUUCCUUCCGUUUUCCUUCAAUAAUGCCUCCUUCAGGUUACUGGCCCUUACGCUGAGGGCCCUUGCAGCCUCUGAAAGUCUUCUUUUGAUUGGAGACACAGGGGCUGGGAAAACUGCCGUGUGCGAGUUAGUGGCUUGGACCCUGCGGCAGCGGCAGCAACCGCCGCAGCAGCAAGACCAGCAGCAGCAGCAGCAGCAGGGCCAAGAGCUAGAAGACUUGCUGCGACAGCGUUUGUAUCCAAGUGGUAUGUAUGUCUACAACUGCCACUUGCAGAUGGAGGCAUCGGAGCUAUUGGGUUGCAUGACUCCGGUUCACCAGGGCGAGCUGCAGCAGCAGCAGCAGCUUGCUGCUAUGGUGCAGACUGAGGUUCUUCGCAUGCUGGAGCAGCCACCAGACCCAGACGAGCUGCUGCCUGACUGGAAGCAACGCGAGCAAGCAGCAGCAGCAGCAGCUGCUGGAGAUGCAGCCGCAGCAGGGACAUCUGAAGCAGCAGGAGCAGUAGAGAGGGGCAGCUCGUCGCGUGAGCUGCUGCUGCGGUUCUAUGAACUGCUGCAGUCGGAAGCAGCAGAUGUGCUGAUCUGCUUGAGGGCCGAAAGAUACCGUAUAGAUGACAGUGCUGCAGCGGAUGAAGAAGAUGCCAGCCUCUUUUCAAGGGCCCUCAACAGGGCCACCAAGAACGCUCAACAGCAGUUACUUAAAGAGACACAGGAAGCAGCAGCAGCAGCAGCUGAGAAAGAAACGGAACUGAGUGAGCAGCUUCAGGCAGCCAAGCAAAAGCUGCAGCAAAAGCAAUGCCUGCAGCAACAGCUGCAGCAACAGCUGCAGCUGUACCAAGAUCAGCGGCAACGUGAGGAGCAGCAGAAGAUCACCGACGACGGCGACGCCAGUGAGGCUAUGCAGCAGGAGCAGCAACAGCAGCUGCAGCAGGGGAGUACAGCAGCACGAAAACGACAACGCAAAGGGGUCAGAAAUCGUGCAGCAAAGGAAGCAGCUGGCGUUGCUGCUGCUGACUCUCAGCAAGUUGCAGAAGCAGCACAAAAGAGACGCCGAAAGGCAACAGAAAAUGUAGAGACUGCAGCAGCAGGGGCAGGAGAAGCACGGACAACCUAUGGGGACAAGCAGGCUGCUGAGCCAGCAGCAGCAGCUCAUGCUGCUUCUGCCAGCGACGUUGAUGGUGAAGAAGCCGCCGCAGAGGCAGCAGCAGCAGCAGCAGCAGUAAGUGCGGCGGAGGAUGAAGUGUCGUUGCGUGCAUCAGCCUGUGCUGCUGCUGCAGCAGCGUUUGCAGCUCGCGCUGCUGCUAGCGAGACUGCUGCUGCACUAGUAAACCGGUUCUGCGAGCUGCUGCGGCAGCGCUGUGCUGCGUGGCUGGCAGCAUGCAAGGGGACCCGCCGCCUGUUCUGCUGGCGUGAUGGACCAUUGGUCAGGGCCAUGCGCGAGGGGGCCUUCUUUCUUCUUGACGAGGCCUCCCUAGGCCAAGACGCAGUUUUAGAGCGGCUGAACUCAGUGCUUGAGGACGGGCGGCACCUGCUGCUGACAGAACAGGGGGCAGCAGGAGCAGCAGCAACGGGCGAAACAGCUGAUCGUGACGCAGAAGCAGCAACAGGGGCCCCUGCAGCAGCAGCAUCGGCGGGGGUAAGCGUAGAAGCUGCUGCAGGCUUCCGCUUCAUUGCAACAAUGAACCCUGGAGGGGACUAUGGCAAGCGCGAGCUGUCCCCGGCUUUGCGCAACCGCCUGACGGAGGUGUACGUACCGGCCUUCAGCUUCCAGGCCCCAGACGCUGUGCUGCUGCUGCUGCAGCGCCUCCAGCACACGUGUGUCCGCGGCCUGUGUCUGCCGCAUGCAGCAGCAGCAGCUGCGGGAACCAGCGAAAAAAAGACGGGGGAAGCGACUCAAAUGCAGCAAGAAAUCACAUUGUUGUUGCAACAGCAGAAGCAGCAACAGCAACGAGAAGGCAGCGCCGAGGACUUGCCUCUCAACUUACUGGCUGCGCGCCUGCUGCUUGUGCUGCGGUGGGUGAGACAGUACAUUAAGCAGCCGCUCUCCAUUCGUGAUGCAUUUUGCUGGAUUUGUUUUAUCCACAGGUUUGUAGCUUCCAAUCUGCGGCAACCAGCAGCAGCAGCAGCAGCACCUGCUCCAGCAGCUGUAGCAGCAGCUGCUGCUCGGUGGGCGGUGCAGGGUUUCAUACAUGGGGGGUGCCUGCUGCUGCUGGAUGGCCUGGGUGUAGGGGCAGAGCUGCAGUUAUCGCAGCAGCAGCUUCAGGAGUUGGCGGAUGACUAUGUAAAGGCUGAGAUAGACCUCAGCAAUGCGCAUGCUCUGCAUGCACCCCAGCAGCAGCAGCAGCAAGUGCAACAGCGGCUUCAGCUGCUCCAGAAACAGCUGCGGCAGCAGCUCGAGGAAGCUGUGACGCAGCCACAGAGAAGGCCACAUCUAGGCAUUUUGCUGCUUCUAAAAGCGCAUGCUUGCCGCCUUUACCGCGAGCUUGGCCUCUCCAGAUACAACGAACUGCCUCAGCAGCAGCAGCGACCCCAGCAGCACGAUAUGACAGGCCCUUUUUGGGAGACGACGUGUUCUUCAUUUGAUGAAGACGGGUUUGCAUGGGUCUCUGCUGCUCUGACUGAUGAGAAACUAAGUGGAAAAGAAGCAGAGGCGGCGCUGGAAGUGGGUCCUUUCAGCCUUGCCGCUUUCAAGCAGGUCCAGCAGCAGCAAAGCCUGCGGCAGCAGCAGCCGAACGAGGAGGGGCUCCCGGAAGUCGUGAAGUCGCCGUCCGUAAGGAAGUCUCUAGGAAGGCUGCUGCGUUGCUUGCUGCUAAUCCAGCAGCAGCAGCAGCAGCAGCAACAGGGCAAGCUGGCGUCAGGACUAGGGGGCCUCGGCAGCAGCUCUGGGCGGCACGCGGUGCUGUUGGAGGGUCCCCCAGGGGCCGGCAAAACGUUUGUAGUGGGCCUUCUGGCGCGGCUGUGUGGACGUCGUCUUGUGCGAAUCAAUUUGAGUGAAGACACGGAGCUCGCGGACCUUUUAGGAGCUGUUGUCCCUAGCGCAGAAGUAGAAGAAAGCUACGAGGCUGAGGGCUCCCCAGAGGCCGCCACGCAGCGACAGAAAAAGCCUCCUUUUGUGUGGACUGACGGAGUGCUGACCCGCAACCUGCGUGCGGGCAAUUGGAUUUUGCUGGACGAGCUGAAUUUGGCGCCGCAGCAGACGCUGGAGGGCCUUAACCCGCUGCUGGACCACAGGCGCUGUGUGUACUUGCCGACCCCAGAGGAUCCUCUCAGUACCAAGAACAAAGACGCAGCAAACAAAGACGCAGCAGCAAAAGCUGGAGGGACAGAAGCAGCAGUAGCUGGAGGGGAAGCAAACAAGGGAGCUGCUGUCUAUGCACCUCCAGGGUUUGUUCUCUUCGCCACGCAGAACCCUCACGCGACAACAGCAGCUGCUGGCGUUCAGACAACAAGACGCACAAGUGCAAAUAACAAAUGCGUUAUGGAAGACGAUGAGGAAGAGACUGUUGCAGAUUUGCUGCGUCUCCUUGGACUGCCGGAGAGCCUCGAGGGCACAGCCUUUAAACGGCACAGCAGCAGCAGCGGCAGCAGCAGCAGUGGCGGCAGCAGCAGACCCUGCAGCAAAGCUGUGGAAGGCAGGAAAGGCCUUCCUCAGUCCCUUUUAAAUCGCUUUUGUAGAGUGCGCGUCGAUGAAAUGCUCGAGUCGGACAUGAUCGCCAUCGCCCACAAGCUCCUAACCUGUCUGCAGAGCAAACAGGAGCAGCAGGAAGAGCGGCAGCAACAGCAGGGACAGCAACAGCUUCGGCAGAAGCAACGGGAGGAACAGCAGCAGCUUCCAAAAGAAGGGACGCGUGAAUCGGCUCUGGCUCUUGCUAAGGAGCCCCAGCUGGGGCUGCUGCUAAGUGCAUGCUUUGUCCGCUGUGUUCGUUUGUUGGGGCAGCUGGCCUUAGAAAGACCUUUUCAGGGCCUGGGCGAUACCGUCUUCAACUUGAGAGACGUCAUGCGGGUUGUCAGGCUUUUCGCAAACAAACUGCCCUCAGCAGACCCGCGGUCUGCUGCGGCUGUGGCGUUGCUCUCGCGAUUGAGGAUUUCAGACGAUGUGCAAGCAGCGGCUUCUGUGCUGCUGCUCUGCUUCCCGCCGCGGCUGAUGGAGCUGCUGCAGGCGCGCAGGCAGCAGCAGCAGCAACAGCAACAGGAGGAGUUCCUCGUAGACGCUGUUGCUGCGCUGCUGUGCCCAGCAGUGGCGCCCGUAGCCGUGCUGCGCUCAGUGCAGCCGCAGCUGCUGACAGCCAGCAACAAGCUUUCGCUUCUGGCCGGAGGGCAGCAGCCUCUUGAUUUAUUCGUAAGGGGUGCAACUGUUUCUCUAGGAAACAUGGUGCUGACUCAGCUCUCCCAGCCUGCUGAAGGUCCGCAGCAGCAGCAGCAGCACCCGAAGCAGCACAAGUUGGCCAGCGGAUUGCUGCUGCACUCACAAAGGUCCUGCAUGUCAGCAGUGGCAGCAGCCUUGGCAGCAAACUUUCCAGUGCUGCUGACUGGAGAGAGAGGCGGAGGGAAAAGCAGCAUUGUGCGGUGGCUGGCUGCAGCAUGGGGCUCUGAGCUGUGCGAGGUGCAGCUGGCGCCCUCAGUAGACACUUCAGACUUGCUUGGAGUGUACAGACAGAUACAGCCGAAACACAGACUUCUUCAGGCAGCUCGAGCAGCAGACGAAGUUGCAGAGGCGCUUCAACGACAGCUAUGCCGAAGCACGGUAUCGACACGAAUGCAGCAGCAGCAGCAACAACAGGGGCAGAAGCAGCAGUGGAGGAAUGGCAUUGGUGGGGAUCCGGCGAAGCAACUUGGAGACCUUCGAGCCUUUGCUGCUGCUGCAAAGGAGAAACUGGUGGAGGCAGUGGACGCAGAGGCUGCUGCCUGUGCCACAGCGGACGGGCCAAGAGCAGCUCCUGAAGCGCAGCAGCAGCAGCAACUGCAACAACGGCUUGCUGAGGAGACUGCAGCACUGCUGAAUGCGUGCGAAAAGGCUGCGACUACUCUCUGCAGUGGACUGUCUGGUGACAUAGAUGGCAACUCACCAUCAACAGCAACGAUAGCAGACUUUGCUGCUGUACAGCGGCGUCGCCAGCAGCGAGCUUGGCGGCUUCUCUUCCAGGGCUGCACUCUCGCCGGCCUGACGCGCUUUUUGGAAUCGGUUUCAUCAUCCUCUGCUGCAGCAGCUGCUGCUGCUGCUGCAUGUUGCCAAGAAGAAAUGAGUCAGUUUGAGUGGGUGGACAGCGCUCUGGUUGCUGCUGUUCGUAAGGGGCAGUGGCUGCUGCUGCGAGAUGCCCACCUGUGCAAUGCUUCUGUCCUGGACAGGCUCAAUGCGCUGCUAGAGGACGGGGGGUCCCUUCUGUUGACUGAAGGUGGAGCUCCAAGAGAAGUCAAAAGGCACCCCAACUUCCGCAUUCUACUGACAGCAGAGGCAGCCAACACGCAUCUCCUAUCUGCAGCACUGAGAAACAGGUGCUGCGAGAUCUACGUGCAUCCCCCAGGCACACCAGCAGCAGGAGCUUCUGCUGCUGUGGCUGCAGAGCAGCAAUCCCGAGCUGCGGCCGCGGCCACAGCAAAAAACAGUGGAGCAAAAGAUAGACCAGGGGCGGCGACAGAGUUGAGCGCAACAGAAGUGCCAGAGGCACGGCAGCCGCUGCUUCUCCAGGGGCUGACUGAGCAACUUUUGCAGAACCUUGCAGCUCUUCUGAAGGGCUGCGGGGCUCCAAAAGCAGCAGAAUCAAGUGAAAAUAGUGCCCUUGAGUUGCUGCUUUCUCGAUGGUCCUACUCAUUAUUUGCUGCUGACUCAGAGCUAACUGCAGAUGGAGGGGAGGAUACAGAGGUUACAAAAGCUGCUGCAACUCUGCAGGUCGCAGGAGCGUUUGUGGCGUUUUGUCUCAACAGCGCGCAACUUCUUGCCAGCACCGGCGUGAGCAGCACUGAGAGUACUUACAGCAGCAGCAUUUGCAACCCGAGGCUCUGUCCGCUUCUGCUGCAGGACAGCUAUCGUCUUCUUUUGGCAGGAGAUGCAGGAUAUCUUUCCCCGGCUGCUGCAGAAGUGAUGGCGCUGCAGCACACAGCAAUGCAGCUGCUGCUGCAGCUGCUUGGUGACGAAGCCGCACUGUCGCUUUUUGCACAUCAUCUCCAGAGCUUUUUGUCUGAUAAUCCGCAACACCACCAAGCCGAUGUGGAGAACCAGCAGCAGCAGGAGCUGAAGCAGCGACUGCAGCAGCAAGUUGUCAAGGACCUGCAGAGCCUCAAAGACACUUUGGGGGUUGAUGCUAUUGCUGUUGGAUUUGCAGGGCUGCAGCGCCUCGCACGCGGAGUCGCAGCAAAGAGCGGCAAAGAUGCAACAGCAGCAGCGGCAGCAAGCUGGAGAUGCCUGCAAGGAUGGGGCAGCGCCUACGCUGCCUCCCAAGCCCAAACUGCUUCUAAUAGAAAGCCUGAAGCAGCACCAGCAGCAGCAGCCGCACCGCUAGAGUCAGAGCGGCGCCGUGAAAUAUGCUUAGACCAUCUUUUUCAGUGCUUCCUGUGGCAGUACACGGCAGCUCUCGACUCGUCAGCCACCUGGCGGCUGCUGCUGCUGCACAUGCUUGCCGCAUGCUGCUGCUGCUGUUCGCCUUCUGCAUCUGAGGAAGCAGUCCAAUCAUCAUGCGCAAUUCAGGAGAAAAAACACCACAGCAGCAGAAGCGGACGCAAGGGGCUGCUGCAGAGCAGCGACUGGGAGGUCCUGCGCGGGGCUGUAGAGCGACACCUGCUGCACCAGAAGUGCAGCGGCCACAGCUGCAGCAGCAUUGGCGGUGCAAUAUUAUGGGCAUCCGUUGCAUGCGAAGUUUCUUUCGUGGAGAGUGUGUUUGCUGUUUGCGCUGAGAAAGCCGAUGAAGGGCUGCCGCUGCUGGCUGCUGCUCUGCGUCUCUUUUUGUGGGGAGCAACUGACGACAAGGAUCUCUUGCAUCGUGUGCAAGUACUUGAGCAGAUGCAGAAGCAACAGCAGCGGGGCGGCCCUGCUGCGCAGUAUCUUGAAGCUGCAUGUAGCGCCUUGCGUGACGUUGCAGAGGAGCCUAUUCUUCUGCCUGCAGCGGCUGCAGACGCAGCAGCAGCAGAAGCAGCAGAAACAUGUGGUAGUGCUGUUGCCCAUCUCCAUGGUCAGUCUCUGCUAUAUGCAGCAGGGCGCCUGCUAGAAACAAACUGGGCCCCUACCCGGUCUAAGCGGCUCCCCACAAAGGACAGUAGUGAUGUGCAAGAGCAGCAACGGCAGCAGCUGCGCCAUUUAUUGCUCCAGAAUCUCAUAUAUUUGCAGCGCGUGGAGUGCAUGGCUAUGCUGCUGCCUCAGCGGUUGCUGCUGCUGAAUACGCAAGCGAGUAACAGCACGGCUGCGGCAAGGAAGUGCCCUUGCUGCAGUUUGAAAGGGCUGGAGGCUUCUUGGUGUCUUUUAUUUGCAUGCAUCAGCUCGGCAGAUCAGGAGGAGGCGUUGAUGCAACCUGAAGAAGCCAACGCAACUGCUGCAGAGGUAAUGCGCCAUCUGUUUGACGGCCUUAGGCAACUGGCAAGCCCCACUUUGACAGCAGCAGCCGGCGUGCUGCGUGCGCGGCUGGCCACUGCAGCAGAACCUGCUGCUGCUGCUGCUGAGGCUCUGUUUAAUGGGCUAAAGGAACAGUGCAGGCAUCUUGCGCGCUGUUUCAGCGCCUGGGUGGCUCUUCUCCAGUUAUUGUCCCUUCCGCUCUGUGGGCGGUGCCAGCACAUAGGCGAAGCAACGCCGCACAGCACCAGCAGCAGUAACAGCAGCGAUAGCAGGAAAUGGAGACCGCUGCCUGGGACUCGCGAUAAGAUGCGGAAGCUGCUGGAGGCUCUUGGAGCGUCAGUGUCUCUCCGGAUUGAUAUGUUCGUAGAGAGCCUGCAUGCAUUUGUAGCGUCAAGUGACUCUGCAACUUCCGCAAUUAGAUAUCUCAGGGGACACGAGGACUUAAAGUCAGCUGCGACCGCUGAAGCAACAGCAGAGUUUGUUGCUGCUGAACUUAUUUCGCCUUUACAGCUUAUGCAGGGAAAAUUCACUUGUGCAAGCGGCUCCAUAGGCCUGCCGGUUUUGGCAGAGGAAGCAGAAAAUGAUUUGCUCCAGCCGUUUGAGAAACAGCCGCAGCAUCUUUCACUGCAACAGCAACGCCCCGUAAAGCUGCGAGCAGCAGGUGGGCUGUGGGGCACAGAGUUGCAAGGUGCUGCUUGGCCCUGCAGCAGGUGGAAGUGUUUGGUGCCUGUCCAGCUGGGGCAGCACGAGGCCCGAACUGUUCAAGGUUGGCUGCUGCGCGAGUUGCUCAAUGCAGCAGUUCUUCGCAUUUCUUUAUCUGUGGAUUCCGCAACAGCAGCGGCAGAAGCAGCAGGCCUAGCAGCAGCAGAAGCAGCUGGUUCGACAAAUCAGACUAUGUCCUUGAUAAGCGCAGAGCAGCAAGGAGCUUUGCUGUUUCGCCGGUUUGCAUGCACAGCCCCGUCUUUAGGUCUAGCUGUCGACUUGCUGCUGCACACAGGAAGCCCUUCAGAGGGUAGCAUCGUUCAGUACGCCUCUGAACAAGAACAGCAGCAGCAGCAGCAGCGGCUGCCACAGCCGCGUGCGCUCCUGCUGCAUGCGUCUGCGCUGCAUGCGCUGUUGCUGAGCAGCUGCUUACUGCGGGCCGAAGGCCGUACAGAGGCAGCGGAGCGACUAGAGACUCGUGUGUGCGAUACGCUGUUACCUUCGUACGAGCCAAAGACAGGAGUGACUGCUGCUGCUGCUGCUGCUUCGUCUUUGCUGGUGAGCAAGAGGCAACGCAGAGCCGCAGCUCUGCGUGCAGCUGCUGCUGCAUUGGGGCUGCUUGACAGCCAACAUCAGCACUGGGUUUGUCUUAGCAGCACGUCCAUGGUCUCAGUCAGUUUGCUGCAGGCGCAGUUAGCAGCUGCUGGUGCAGUUCUGCUGGGGGUGCAGCAAGCAGGGGAGUUGCUGCUUCUGCAUCUAUGUAUGUACUCAAACGUUCAUGGUAAUGAUGCUUCUGUUGCUGCUGAGCUUCCAAACCAUGUUGCUGCUGCAGCGCUGGGCUCGGCACUGCAAAAAGCUGUGCAGAUGCAGCUGCAGCAACAGCAGCAGGAGCUGCUGCCUGUUUUUUCUGUUCCCGCUGCGGCCAUCUCGGCUCUACAUUUUGGAGAUGCGUCAAGUGCAUGCAGCAACUCUUCUAUGGCAGUGCCGGUGCCUCCGUCUCUUCUGGAAGCACCCGCCGUUUUCACAACCAGCGUCUGGGAGCAGCAGCAGCAGCAGCGAGUGCCUGCGAAGCAGCAGUUCGGUGGAAGCAUGUAUCAGCAUGCAGCUCACGUUGUUGCAUGCGCCGCCGUAGAGGUUCUGUCUUUGAUGUGGCGGACGGAAUUGGACAUACAGUGCAACGAUGCAUUCGGCCUGAGACGUGUGCUGCACCUGCAGCAGCAGCUUCAAGAUCUGCGUCCAGCUGGGAAAGAUGCAAAAACUGGGCUAGAUGCAGCAGCACUAGCGACAGGUGCAGGUUUAGAACAUUCCGUGGCUUUGCUGCAGCCGCAGGCCUUGGGUCGUCUUGCAGAAGUAGCCGGCGGAAUGCGGGGUGCAGCCGCAGCAGCAGCAGAUGCCCAUCGCGCUGCCUCAGGACCCCUGCUGCGGAGCAGGCAUCUGCGAGCGGGUCUUCUUGAGACAAUGGCUGGGGAGAGCGCUUGCACGUGCACUGCACGAAUUGUUCUUGAAAUACAAGAGCACGCGACUGUCUCUUCAGCAGCAGGUUGUUUCCUGGUGCUGCAGCGGCUGCGGCGGCAGCUGCAGCGCAGAGACAGGCACAGCAGAGGCGCAGGCAGGCUACUGUCGGUAGGUGCCUCAAAGGAGACAUUGGAAGAAUUGGACAAGAAAGAGCUCGCACUGGAUAUGAGCAAGGAUUACCCUGCAGCAGCUACAGCAGCUGCUGCUGCACAGUGGGCAGCAGUGUUCGGUUUCGCUGCAGCGCUUUGGUCAUUCUGUUCCUGCUUUAGCAGCAGCGGAGACGCUGGGGAAAGAAACUGGAAAAAACUGUCUAGGGAGGGAAAACAGGCACCUGAGGACAGCAGCAGAGAUAGUGAAGAGACAAAAGCUGUUUUGCAUGCAAUUAGAGAAGCUUGGUGUGGACUUGCGGGGUUGCUGAGGGGUGGGGCUGCUGCGGAUGUUUCAGCAGCAGCAGCAUGCUCGACAGCCGCUGCAGCAAAGCUGCGCGCAGCCGUGAAGCGUAUGAAUGAUAGAGUGGAGACUGCAGCAGAGGGACCAUCAUCUGCUGUUGCCGCUGCUGAGCAAAGUGAAGGAGCAACAAGAGCGCGCAGCUUGGAUCCCGGUCGAAGCGCACUUGCCUCUCUGCUGCUUCUUGUGCAGCUGCUAGAGGACUGCGCAGCAGCAAAAGACCCCUUGGUGCUGCUGCAGGGCAGCGGUGGCAAACGACGGCGGGGCCUGCUGCUGCUGGUGCUUGGCAGGUGGGCAGUGCUCACUGCAGCAGCAACAGCUGCAGACCUUCUGCAGCAACGACGGGACGUUAUCGCGUGGCGCAGCGCUGUUGAGACAGAAUCUGAAAACUAUGAGCUGGAGAGAGAGGCGCUGCUGCUGCGGGCCGCGGCACUGGAUGGCACCGUCGGCUUGCCCUUGGGAAUAGGGGGAAGUACAUCUGUUUCUGCAGCUCUUGCUGCUGAGGCGGAGACGCAUGCUGCUGCGCUUCGGCAGCUGCUGCAGCAGUCUAGCAAUGCAGAUAGUUUGCUGCAGCAAAUAUCGCGCUUGCUGCCCGUCCAUGCUUCAGACAUUCCAGCAGACGUCGCCCGUCGCCUGACAUCACAGCUGCUGCCGUCAGCAGCAGCAGCAACAGCAGACACAGAAGCAGUAGGAAAGGACAAAACAGCUGCUGCGCAGCAGCAGGUGCUGGAGCGCAUUAGCCGCAAGUGUGUUGUGGAAGCGCCACCCGAGGUGGCACUAGCCAGCUGGCUCGAGGACCUUCUUGAAUUUGUGCGAAGCACGCUGGAUGCAAAAAUCUUGAUCUCCCUGCUGCCUGAGUUGGAGCCGCUGCUGCGUGAGGAAGACUGCGCCGGGGCAAGUGGCAGGGCCCCAGUGUCUUCUGCUGCAUCGGCUUUAAGGACAGCAGCAGAAGCAGCUGCUGCGUGCAGCAGCAGACUCGCUGCAUCACACCCCUUCCUCGUUGCUCCUGCUGUUCGAACAGCAACGACGGGUCUCUGGGCAGUUGCAAAGGGCUUUUUAGACACUGCAGCGGCUACAGAGGAGCUACCCCCGCCACAGCAUACAGAGCAACAACAGCUAAAAGCGCGGCAACAGUUGCUGCCGACGCCUUCUGUGGCUGUGCUGCUACAGCGAACAGCCGCGUUUCCAGCUGUGCCUUUUGCUGCGAUGACGGCGGCCAGUGUCAGUGAGGGGACGAGCGUACUGCAACCGCUGCAGCGAGCUCAGUGGCUUCUUUUGUGGUUGUGUGCCGAAGCAGCAGGAGCUGCAGCAGGAGCUGCAGGAGAAGUUGCAGCGGGAGCUGCAGCAGGAGCCACGAAGAAAUCCGUAGAAACAACAGCAAACACCAGUAAUAAUUUCUCAUUGUGCUUCGCUGGUGCACGCGGGUCUCUGGCGCUGUUGCUGCAAGAGAUAUCACAGCGGCACUUGGCCUGGAGGCGGCAGCAGGAGAUCGCCGCAGAUGAAACAGCCACGCUGCUGCAGCGCCUUGAGGGCCUCGUGGUUGACCGUGCAGCAGCAGCAGCAGCGGGUAAGAGUAGAGGCGAUGCAGAGGCGGCCAAGGAGCUUUUCCCCUGCAGUGCAGAAUGGAGGAAAAAUGAGCAGCAGCAAGACCAGCUAGAGCUGCAGCAAGAGGAAACGGACCAAGAUCGCACGCAGUACACAUCAUGGUGUAGUCAGAACGUCGCUAACAGAGAAGAAGAAGAAAGUCUAAGGGAGAAGCAGCAGCAGCAGCUCGCGCUACAGCAGCUGGAGGGCCUUACCGAGGCGGACCUGCUGCAUCUGUGGGGCCGCGCCGUUGAUACAGCCUUUGCCUGGAGCAGCAGCAGCAGCGGCCCACGAGAAGUCGACGGCGAGCUUGCAGCAACAACAGCAUACCGCGAGGCACUGACUGGCUCGUUCUGCACUUUGCUGCAUUUGUACAAUGCGGGGACAGCCGCAGUUCCCGCAGGAGGCCCCGAAGCUGCUACGAAAACGGGCGAAGUGGUGGCGCUCCCGGAGCUGGAUGGGCCCUGCGCGCCUUACAUGCAUGCGCUUUUGUCGCAAACUGCUGCGUACAUCAUAGGUGCCUCGCCACGUCAGCAGCAGCAGCAGGAGCAGCAGCUGAAGCAGCUGCUGCUGCAGGAUGAAGAGGCAACAUCGGAAAGGCAGCAGCAGAGUGAAGACCCAGAGGCUUCCGAGAAGGGCGAAGAGGCGGAUGACGUCGAGCAGCAGCUGCAACAGGAAAGGCUACAGCAGCAACGGGAGCGCGCCCGCAAAAUGCGCUUCGCGCAGUUGUGCCGCAGCAUUACAUCGGCAAGUGGCAGCAGCAGCAAGAGCGGGAGCAGUUCGGCUGCAGCAAGCUCGUUUUAUGCUCGCGGGAACCCUGUGCUGCUGCAGCCUAUGAGUCGUGCUGUGCAGCAGUUCCAGGAAGCUUCUGUAGCUUUCACUGCAGUAGUAGAAGACCACCCUGUUUUGCAGGGGCUGCUGCUGAUAUCGCAGCGGGUUGCUUCUCUCAGCCUCCUAAACACUUCUCCAGCCGACGCCCUGGCGGCCCUGGAGGGCCUCCUAGACAGAGCCACAGCCUGGCAGAAGGCCAUAGACAGGCACCACUUGGCCCACCUCAUAGCUGUGCAUCUGCGGCUGCCUGUUACUGAUGAGGCGGCGACGGAGCCGCUGCAGGAAGCGCCGCAGGAGGGAGUCGCGGGGGAUGGUUCGAAAUGUGAGGCCCAGAGCGAGGGGCAGAACAGCAAAGAACUUUCAAGCGCCCGUGCGGCUUUCCAGCAACAGCAGCGGGCAGCAAUGCAAGCAGCAGAAGAGCUGCUGCGGCGUUUUGACCUUGCAGUGCUUGCUGUGGAGAGACAGGUGCUGCUGCUGCGUCGCCGUCAGCUGCUGGAGUGGCGCUUCUUGAGGGAAUUCAGGGAACAGCGCAUGCAGCAGCAGAGUCUCCACUUCGCGCCCUUCUUGUGGAGCUUGCUGCCAGAUGGUGGGGACCCUGCUCAGCCACCUCGCGAGGCUCAAGCAGCAGCAGCAGCAAAAGCUGCCGCUGCUUUUGCUGCAGGUGCAGUCCCUGGGGGAGACCCAGGCUCACAGAGUCUGGCUGGUGCUGUCAUGCUGCAGCUGAUCCACAGCGCUCCCACAGCUGUUACAGAUGUGCUAGUACAAUUUUUGCGGACUUCUCCUUUGGGGCAGUUUGAGGGACGGCUGCGAUGCCUCGAAGCGGCUAGUUUUUCCAGGCGCUUGCUGCAGCAUGAGCAGCAGCAGCAGCAGCGGCAAGCGGCCACUACUGGUUCGGGAUCCUUGAGCAAAAUGGGAGAGGCAGACGCGCUGCAGGGUGAAGCUGCCUGUAGAGAGUCAUGUGGAGCAGAGGUGGUGACUAUCGCUAUGGCUGCUGUUGCGAGGUUUGCUGUUGCUUCGGGGUGGCGGCGCGCAGUGCAGCAGCAGCUGCAGGAGGGCCGGAAGGAGAUGGAUACUGCAAUGAGCACGUUGGCAUCUCUUGCGCGCUGGGACAUUUCCAACAGAGCCACAAUGAAAGAAUCCGUCCAUAGGACUCACGUCCAGCUUGCCAAACACAUUCGCAACUUUGACGGCUGCCUACAACAAUUGAUGCAGGCAGCCACAGGACCCUCUCAAGCCCGUUUGCAGCAGCAGCUCGUUGCUGCUGUGCUGUCCUUGCCUCUAGAGUCACCCUUGACUGCUGCGCGGCUGGCAGCAGAGAAGAAGGCAGGUCUUCCAAACAAAAGCAGCGCGCAUUCUGCUUCUGCACCAGCAGCAGUGUCAUCAGCAGCAGCAGAGGGAGCACCAGCAGCCGCAGCAGCAGCAGAAGUUGUGCAGGUGUUCUUAAAGAGCUGUUUGGGUCUGACUGAUACGGAUGCUGUGGAGGCAGCGCCGGUGCGAGACCUGCAUGCAUUCAGCAGCGAAUCGACAAGUGCAGCAGAAGUAGCGCUUGACGUGCAAGCCUUCUGCCAGGAGUUUGCUGCUGCCAUAAAGGAGGCCCAUGCAGCAUCUGCAGCAGCAGCAGCCUCGGAGCAGCAAGAGGAAGAAGGCCAUCCCCAGUGUGGAGCUGCAGCAGCAACCUCACCAAAACCAAUAAAGAUCACACGACAGCAAAUGCUUAGACAAUUUGCAUACUUCCGGUCGAUGCUGCGCAACGACCUUAAGUUACCAUGUCUUUCAAUGUGCGGGAACGCACAAGGCCUCUUUGCUGCAGCCCUGAACGACGACAGCGGCCUGCCGGGGCCCCUGGCUGCCCCCCAUCCGCUGCAGCACGCAGCUUCUCUGCAGCAACACGACACGGCGGCCCGGGCAUCAGCAACACUAAAACGCGUGAAAGGGGGCGAGGGAGGCAUGGCUAGCUGGUUAGCGAAAGCCCAAACAGCAGCGGGCACUCCGAAAUCUGUCGGAGACCUCCUAGGCGACACAUGGUCAUCUGCUGCUCAGCAGUGGUAUUUGAUGCUGCAGAUGCUGCUGCAGUGUCAGGAGCAUUCUUCACCACACAAGGACGUGGCAGCUUACCGUGACGGCUUAUUGGGUUUUGCUGCUGCGCUGCUGCUGCAUGCGCUGCAACAGCGGAGACGCUGCUGGCAGGCCGCGGCAGAGUUUCAGGAGCUGGCGGAUGCUGCCGCUGUCUCAUUGGCGGCUCCUUCUGUCUCAGUCCCUGCUGAUGCAGCUGCUGCUCUACUGGACGCAGCAGAGACGCUGAAGGAGGGUCUAAGACAGGCCCGCGCAGUGCUGCCAACUGUGCACGAAGCAGCCGUGCAGAAUGACGCGCUUGAAAUUGCCUUCGCCGUUCGCGACGCGUCUGCAUCUACUUCGGGCAUUUGUGGGGCUGCUACAGGUGCCCUCGGAGUUCCUGGUGAAGCUGGUGCUGCUGCAGCUUCAGCGGAUGCUGCUGCAACAGUGGAAGCAGACGAGAAGCGGACACUGCUGCAUGACGUGGAGCAUAUACGCAGGGCGAGAAACGUAGUGACCAAGGCACUGCAGGAGUUGGAGAAGCUACAGCAACUGCUACGGGACACUCCCGAGGCGAGGCGUCUUGCUUCAGCUCGCAGAGUUACUUCACCAGAGGAGCUCCAGCACUGUAAUGCGCGCAUGCGCGUGCGGGUGCAGUGGCUGGAGGGCAUUAGGGCUGCCUGCACUGCGGCAGUGGAGCCCCUGAAGCCAGCGGCGGGCCUGAAAGGCAAGGGGGAAAAUGCCGAUGUGCUUUCAGAUAUACUGCCAUCGCAUGCAGCAGCAGGUCUUCGGAAGGCGUGUACUGCACUGCAGGCAAGGCAUGCUGCUCUUGCUGACGCAGCUGCACUUGCUGCUGCUCAGGAGAAAACGAAAAACAGAGACGGGCGGCUGGCUGCAACGCUUGAAGCACUUCGCAAGUCCCUUAAAGAAUGCGGAGGACAAGCCUCGCAGGACCAGGAAGUCGACAGUCUUAUCCAAAUUCCCAGCAGAAGUGCUGGAGACGUGCUGCCGUUGCAUAAAGACGAGAAAGAGUUGCAGCAGCCUGUGUUUGAUAGCCUGCCCUUGCCCCCCCUCGAUUGUCUGUUUCCCUUCAAAGCCUGCACUGCUGCAGUUGAUGCGUUCGGCACUGCAGCGCCGGCGUAUCUCUCUUGCCCGCUGCUGCAGCGUGGGGCUGCUGCUGGCGCUGCAGCAGCAGCAACUACAGCGGCAGCUGCCAGAGGCGUUGCGUUGCAGAUGCUGCAGCGGGCUGCUGCUGUCGUGUUGUCCGCCUUCGAUGCUCUGGAAGGAACAACUCGGCUGUGCCUGAGUUUCGUGCAGCUGCUACUAGUGCUGCUGGACAUUGGAUUUGGGCGUUUGAGUAACGAAGAGGAGGAGGCAGCAGCAUCUGAAGCAGCAAGGCCACAGAAACAAAAGAAUGAAUUGGAAUCAGGUACAGGACUGGGGGAGGGAGAUGCACUCCGGGACGCUGAAGAACCUCCCCAAGAUGAGUGGCAAUUCGACGGUCUUAAAGAUGAAAAGGCAGACCCUCACCAGAAACCUCCCGAAAAGCCCAAGACAGAAGAAGAGGACAAGGCGCUGGAGGUCUCGAUGGACUUCGAAGCAGAGCUGGAGGCCCUGCCUCCGAAACAAGACGGAGAGAAGCAGCAGGAACAGCAGCAGGGGGAGGAACAACUGGAAUCGGCUGCGGGGCACGUGGACUUGGAAGAAGGGGGCAAGCUAGAAGACAAGAGAUGGAUGGGAGAGGACAAUUCGGAUGACGAAGCAGAGGGAGACAAAGACAAAAACACGCCACAGAAAGAAAAAAUAGAGACUGAAGGAGGAACGGGGCUAGGGGAAACUGAAUUGGAGGCUGCGGAGGACCCCACCGACGAAUCCGCCAGCAAUGACACAGACCCAACAGACAAGCAACAGAAGAAGCAGCAGCAGCAGCAGCAAGAGGGAGACGAUGGAGGUGAAUUGGUGGACCCCAAAGCAGACGCGAAAAAGGAGGAAGAGCAGCAGGAGCAACCUGUUUACCACCAGAAGCUGCGGGGCCGCGAUCUUGGGACAGAAGAGGAAUUAGAUGGUGAUGCGGAGGAGGAGGGGGCUGGAGAUGAACCCACGGAAGAGACACAAGACACAGGUGACGCAGCCGAUGAAGACGGAUGCGACCAGGACCAGCAGCAGCAAGAGCAGCAGAAGGUCACGGGGGAAGGCGCUGCAGAGGGAUGGGGAGAUGACAUGCAACUUGACGAAGGGGCCCUUGACGAGGAAGGUGACGAGGGGGAAAACGGUGGUGACUCUCCUGGGGAGGAUAUGGAGGCCCAAGAGGAAACAGGCGAUGCAGCAAACCAGGAAGAUAGUGCUGCAGCUGAUGCGGCAGAAGCCAGCAGCAGCACGGGGGAUGACGUAGCGGCCAACGACGAGGCAGCAACAGACCAGCCGGAGGCACAAGAGCAGCAGGCAGGGGACCCACAGCUGCAGCAACAGGAAAAUCUAGACUCUGAAAAUGCUGCAGAGGGAGAAGACAACAAUGAUGCUCCCGACGCAGGCACGUCGGAGGCGCCUGAAACAACUGAAGACACAGAAAAUAUGGAGACAGAACAAGCAGAAGAGAAAGAAGGAAACGAAGAGGGGCCUCAGCAUGACCCAUCAAAAGAGGGUCUUGCUGCGCCCCUAGAAGAGGAGCCGCCAGCAGAUUCUUCAGAGCCCCAAAAGCCACCAAAGUCAGGACAGGAAAAGGAGCGGAUGGCUUUCGGUAUAGAAGGCGAAGGCAGCCUUGUGCAGCGCGAAGCAAUGGAAGAGGAUGAAGACAACGGAUUCGACGUGGGGAACAAUGCUGCAGACAACUGGGAUCAGGGAGGAGCAGCGGAUGCUGCUGCUGCAGGAGCAGCAGGCGGCUCCUUAAGUCGCAGCAGCGCAGCCGACGGUCUGCAACGACAAGAAAAGUCGCAGGCAGCUCGCGAGCAGCCCAGUAUGAUGCCGAAUAACCCGCUGAAUGACGACAGCGCAGUGGAGCGGUGGCUGCAGCAAGUGCAUUUGCUGCAGCAGCAAGAGCACGAGCAGCAAGGGGAGGAGGAAGGAGAGGCGCCUGUGAGCUUCGAGGGCGCUGCAGCAGAAGAGAAAGCACAGCUCGAGAAUGAUUUGCAGCGGGGACAGCUCUGUGCUCAAGACAACGCCACGGGGACCCAUGAGGCCUUUGCAGAGACAACAGAAACACAAGCAAACCAACAGCCGCCCCAAGCCAAACUGGCGGAAUCGGACAGCAAGGAAGAGGAAGAGGGCAGAGAGAAAAAUCUAGACGAAAUGGAACACGGUGAGAAGCUGCUGUCUACCACUGCCACGGCUGAUCCGCUAAAAACCCAGCAGGAGGAAAAGCCCGAAGAGCUGCCUGUGCAGCCUGAGGGGGACAACGCCGAAGCAAUGGAUACAGAUAACUUGGACACAGCGGAGACAGAUUCGCAAGGGGAGGCUUCUGAAGAACUGUUUCAGCGACUUAGUGGUUCGCCGCAGACAGACGGCGCAGCAGACGGCGCCUGGGAGCAGCAGCAGCAGACACAGCCGCAGCAGGGGCAGCAGCGACAGGGCCACGAGGCUGAAGAGGAUGAGGAGAAGAGAUUGGAAGAAAUGGAGACCGACUUCAAUGAGAGACUGUCUCUUGAUAAUGUUGGAAAAGAGGGACUCUCUCCUGAGCAUGCAGCAGCUCUUUGGCAUCUACUGGAGCGCCGCACAGCGACUGCUGCUGUGGCCCUCAGCGAGUCGCUGCGUCUCGUACUGCAGCCCACAGCAAACGGGGCCUGGGAGGGGGGCUACAGAACAGGCAAAAAACUGAGCCUAAGGAGGGUGCUGGCUUACAUCGCCUCCUCGCAGCGCGACGACCGGCUGUGGCUAAGACGCAGGCGGCCAAGGGGCCUCCGCUACCGUGUCCUUGUGGGUAUUGACUGCAGCAGAUCUAUGCAGCAGCUGCAAGCAGCAGGGAGCGCAUUGGAAGCCAUUGUGCUGCUCUCACAGGCGUUUAACCACCUACAGAUCGGCACCGUUAGUGUCUGCACUUUCGGGGGACCCAAGCCCGAGGUCUGCAUUCACCCUACCGCACAGGUCUCUGCAGCAGACGGCCAGCGGCUGCUGCAGUCCUGCAGCUUCAGGGAGGAGUCACACAAAAGCCACGAAGUGGCCAUCUCUGACUUGCUGCAGCUGGCUAUCCAUGAACUGGAGCAAGACAGCAGCAACAGCAGCAGCAGCAACAGCAGCAUGGUCCUCAUUCUGUCAGACGGAAGGUUCAACAAGGAGCAAACCAGGCCUUGGGUAAACGCAGCGAUUGCGAGGCGCUGCAUUCCUCUGCUGCUUAUAUUGGAUCCCCAGAAACAGCAAAAACAGGAUGAGAUGCGGCUUCCUUGGAGUAUAGGGGCUUCAGGAACCCCGGGGGUCCCAAGUGCAGCAUCUGGGUACAGCACCAGCAUAUUCGACCUAAAGCAGGUGCAACACCAGCCAGGGGGAGGCUUGGAAAUAACGCCUUACUUGCAAGACUUCCCCUUCCCCUACUAUGCUGUUGUAAGAGACACAGCACAACUGCCAAGUGUUCUCAGCGAUAUCAUUAGACAGUGGGUAGAAGCUGCUGCCAGCGGAUGGUAG
Eimeria necatrix is the source of this 23892-nucleotide messenger RNA. Its product is annotated as Midasin, related. The record is from RefSeq and is a predicted model, not a curated record. Gene Ontology annotation, cellular component: preribosome, large subunit precursor. NCBI's taxonomy places the organism in Eukaryota, Apicomplexa, Conoidasida, Eucoccidiorida, Eimeriidae. The coding region runs from base 1 to 23892 and encodes 7963 amino acids. Gene Ontology annotation, biological process: rRNA processing; ribosomal large subunit assembly. The transcript has 21 exons. Gene Ontology annotation, molecular function: ATP binding; ATP hydrolysis activity.